UAUAAAUAGCUCAGCGCAAAAGCGGAAACUCAUCACAGCGCCCACGACAUCAACAUGCAGGUCCCCGUUCUCCUCAGUCUCUUGGCGGUCGCAGCGGCUCUCCCUCAGUAUGGCUACGCCCCUACUCCCUAUAGACUCACUCCUUCCUACCACGUAAACGUUCCCGCUCGUUACAACUUCGACUGGGCCGUUCGCGAUGGCUUCUUCGGCAACGACUACGGCCACCAGGAGACCCGCGACGGAUACAACACACAGGGAUCCUACUACGUGCAGCUUCCCGACGGUCGCCUGCAGGAGGUCACCUACACUGUAAACGGAGACUCUGGUUUCGUUGCUAAUGUCAACUACAAGGGCCAGGCACAGUAUCCUCAGCCUGCCUAUAGGCCUACAUCAUCCUACCAUCCUGCACCGACCUACGGUUAACACGCAGGAUGCCAUACUGCUGCUUAUUCCUCUAGCAAAGGCACUACAUGAUUUUUUCGCACGUAAAUGUACACUAGCGCACACACACACACACACACACACA
This is a messenger RNA of Penaeus indicus, 526 nucleotides long. RefSeq names its product cuticle protein 21-like. The transcript has 3 exons. The record is from RefSeq and is a predicted model, not a curated record. Bases 55 to 423 code for a protein of 122 amino acids. NCBI's taxonomy places the organism in Eukaryota, Metazoa, Arthropoda, Malacostraca, Decapoda, Penaeidae. Gene Ontology annotation, cellular component: extracellular matrix.